AAGUUGUCGAUUUUUAUUGGACCAAGUCGCGCGCAGCAUGUUAAUUAAUAACAACAGCCUAUUGCUGGCGAAACAUUAAAUAAAAGUUUAAUCAAUAAGACAAUUUAAUUGAUUUAUGCAUUGAUAAGAAGCCAAAGCAAACAACAACUAAGGAUUCGGUGCAUUUUGGACAAAGAAAACGUGUGAAAACUCAAAGGCAAGAGAAAUACGAAACGAAUGAAUGUUGCGCAACCCGAACCGACCCCGCAACAAGCUCACGCCACCCUCAGAAAAGACAACAAGCCUGAGUAGUAGUAGUAGUACCAGCAUUAGCCAUUGAUAAUAGCAUUUCGAUUGCAAAUAAAGUAAAUUCAACAAGCCCCAGAGGUCAUGAAAAAGCGUUCCAUUUCACGUGGCAGGCUCGACAGCGAUGCGGGUGGAGGAGCAGGCGGCGGCGGUGGCGCCUUCUCGUCGGACAAUGAACCAACAACCACUACAGCCACUGGCCAUAAAUCUGGAGCGGCUAGUGCUCCGGCAACACCAACCAAACAGCGUUCCUCGGACAAUGGAGCUGGGGCACGCAAAAGACGAAAAGAGGAGAUUGCCCAAACAUUUGUGAUAGUCAAUGAACGUCCAGUUGAUGAUAUAUCCUUGGAUUUCUUUUAUAAACCUCAUACCAUAACAUUGCUGGCAGUCUCAGUGCUUGCGGUGAUGUAUUUUGCAUUUGUCAGAAACGAAACAAAUCUGGAUGAUAAUCUCUGGGCCGGCCUUCUAUGCAUUGUGUUCUUCUUUCUUAUUGUAUCGGUUAUAGCAUUUCCGAAUGGACCUUUCACACGACCCCAUCCGGCCAUUUGGCGUAUACUAUUUGGCUGUUCUGUUUUAUAUUUGCUAACAUUGCAAUUUUUAAUGUUUCAAAAUUAUCCAACUAUACGAAAUAUUUUAUAUUGGUUAGAUCCAAAAUUAAAGAAUUUUCACAUUGAUAUGGAAAAGGAAUAUGGCGUCAAUUGCACGGACAUUAGUUGGGAACGUGUCAAGGGUCAUUUGGAUGUAUUCGCUUGGGGACAUUUUCUUGGUUGGGCCUUCAAGGCCAUACUCAUACGCCAUAUGGGCAUAUUGUGGGCCAUUUCUGUAAUGUGGGAAAUAACUGAAAUCACAUUUGCCCAUCUGUUGCCAAAUUUUAUUGAAUGCUGGUGGGAUGCCCUCAUAUUGGAUGUGAUCAUAUGCAAUGGUCUUGGCAUUUGGAUGGGUCUCAAGAUAUGUAAAAUUUUGGAAAUGCGUGAAUAUAAAUGGGCUAGCAUUAAGGAUAUAUCGACAACGACAGGAAAAAUUAAACGUGCCAUGCUACAAUUUACACCAGAAAGUUGGUCAGCCAUACGUUGGCUGGAUCCCAAAUCCACAGCGAUGAGAUUUGCUGCUGUUAUACAAUUGGUCAUCUUUUGGCAGGUCACCGAAUUGAAUACAUUCUUUUUGAAGCAUAUUUUUGAAAUGCCUCCAGAUCAUUUUAUUGUUAUUGGUCGUUUGAUAUUUAUAGGACUCUUUGUUGCGCCAUCAGUAAGGCAAUAUUAUGUCUAUGUCACUGAUACACGCUGCAAACGUGUCGGCACCCAAUGUUGGGUUUACGGCGCCAUCAUGGUAUCUGAGGCCAUUCUAUGUAUUAAGAAUGGCAAAGAAUUGUUUGAGCGCACGCAAGCCAUCAACAUUGUGUUAUGGCUGACAAUUCAGGUGAUGAUCUCAGUGUCAUUUGUCUAUUUGGCCGUCUGGUGGCAGCAACGCCAACUGAAAAACCUAACGACACCCACUAAAAGACAAGACGAUAUUACUUUGACUACAUCGACUAGUUCUAGUUCUACCACAUCUCAAGUGUCACAAUGUAAAUCCUUUGAAGACCCAAGCACUUUAUCUCACUACGAUAUUAAAAUAAAAAUUGUUUAAUUUGUUUCACCAAUUUUCCCUUCUACCCUCUCCUAUUCUCUAUUCUCACCAGGUCAAUUGUCUCCACAGAAAAAGAAUUUGUAAAAAAGAAAAGGUUGAA
Messenger RNA from Drosophila willistoni, 2011 nucleotides. RefSeq names its product phosphatidylserine synthase (gene l(3)77CDf). NCBI's taxonomy places the organism in Eukaryota, Metazoa, Arthropoda, Insecta, Diptera, Drosophilidae. The transcript is spliced from 6 exons. The coding region runs from base 370 to 1911 and encodes 513 amino acids. Gene Ontology annotation, biological process: phosphatidylserine biosynthetic process. The record is from RefSeq and is a predicted model, not a curated record. Gene Ontology annotation, molecular function: L-serine-phosphatidylethanolamine phosphatidyltransferase activity.